GCAGGCCAUCCCCUCCAGUGAACUUGAGACGAAAGAGGAAGACUGAGCAGGAGGCCCCAAUGGAGCGCCGGCCUCCGUGGCGGUGGGCCCCGCCGGACCUGCUCUCAGGCCCCUGGCUCCUGGCCUUGCUCCUGUUUCCCUGGACCCUGCGGCUCACAGGAGGGCAGUCUGUGACCCAAAUUGGUGCCCCCAUUUUGGUCUCUCUGGCCAACAAGGCCAUUUCCUUCGACUGCAGAAUCACGUACCCGGACAGCCCCAAAUUCAGGGACUUCACAACCUGGUACUUUCACGUGGACCUCCAGAAACGGGAGAGCCCCAAGGAGCAGAUGAAAUGCUCACCCGACCUGGCCAAAGAGAACCAGACGCACACCCUGCAAUGCCGGGUCACCCCCACGCUGCCCAGCGCGUCCGCCACUGGUACCUACUACUGCUCCGUGGACUGGCAGGACUUGAAAAUGAUCAGCGAAGGCGUCUUCAUCCUGGUCAGAGACGCAGGGUACCGAGCCCCCGCGCAGGACUCCCAGCUGCUCCUGCUCUCCGGCUUCACGGGCCUCCUGACCGCGCUGAGCGUCUUGGUCACAGCCCUGCUGCUCUGGAAGAAGAAACGGAGGCUGACUCCUCGGAAGAAGCCCGCCCAGAAGGGCUCGGCCCCGGGCGCCCGCAGCCAGCAGCAGCCUCUAGACGAGUCCGUCUACACGGCCCUGCAGUGCAGAGACACUGAAGUUUACUCCUGCCUCCAGAAUGAGGCCCGCAGGCUGCCGCCCACCCAGAGCCUCCUCUCGCAGGAGAAACCGCAAGGAUUUACGGAUGACAGUGAAUUUAACAUGGUCUAUGAAAACCUCUAGAACGGGAACCACUGGCCCAUUGGUCUGGGCCUGAAUCCGGGGCCCCAUGCAGCCCCUCCCUCCACAGGAUUGGCCCCAUACCAGGAGCAAGGCCCCAGGGGUGCCCCAUCACCUCACCCCCACAUUCGAGGCACUUCAAGCCUGGGUCUACCCCCUACCCCCCCCCCAUUCUGUGCCCCAGCCAUACCCACUGAGCAUCUCACA
Messenger RNA from Mustela erminea (ermine), 1049 nucleotides. It is a transcript of the gene NFAM1, whose product is annotated as NFAT activating protein with ITAM motif 1. Gene Ontology annotation, biological process: B cell receptor signaling pathway; positive regulation of cytokine production; regulation of B cell differentiation. Gene Ontology annotation, cellular component: membrane raft. The coding region runs from base 60 to 845 and encodes 261 amino acids. Gene Ontology annotation, molecular function: transmembrane signaling receptor activity. NCBI's taxonomy places the organism in Eukaryota, Metazoa, Chordata, Mammalia, Carnivora, Mustelidae. The record is from RefSeq and is a predicted model, not a curated record. The transcript has 6 exons.